Molecule: messenger RNA, 1977 nt
Organism: Pelmatolapia mariae (spotted tilapia)
Lineage: Eukaryota; Metazoa; Chordata; Actinopteri; Cichliformes; Cichlidae
Product: T-cell surface glycoprotein CD3 epsilon chain-like
Exons: 5
Coding region: 84-605 (173 amino acids)
Biological process (GO): cell surface receptor signaling pathway; positive thymic T cell selection
Cellular component (GO): alpha-beta T cell receptor complex; external side of plasma membrane
Molecular function (GO): transmembrane signaling receptor activity
Source: RefSeq, a predicted model, not a curated record
UCUUCAAGUGGAAAUAUUCAAAAAGUUGAUCUAUAAAUUAGAAAGCUCUAGAAACGCACACAAAAACAGGCAUCCGGAAGAAAAUGCUCAGCAUGGGUGUCCAGGCCGUGCUCGUCGUCCUCCUCCUCGGCAUUGCUACCACGAAGGCUGGCGAAGGCAAUGUGGAAUUCUGGAGGAACGAAGUCACACUGACCUGUCCAGGAGAAUGGGAGUGGUCUGACAAAAGUGGAAAAGUCAAUGUAACAAGUACUACCUAUACAUUCAUAUAUACCAGCAAAGGCAAAUACAAAUGUGAAGACAAGUCUGAUCAAAAUUCUAAAUACUUUUUCUAUGUUGAAGGAAAUGUGUGUGAGGACUGCUUUGAGCUCGAAGGAAACACAUUAUUUAUGGUCAUUGUCGGGGACUUACUCCUGACAAUAAUUAUGAUGGUAAUAGUCUACAGGUGCACUAACAAGAAAAGCUCAGCUGGACCUCCUCAACCUUCCAAAGCACCUCCUCGAUCUGGAGGCCGAGGUCCACCUGUCCCGUCUCCUGACUAUGAGCAAUUGAACCCUCAAACUCGGGCCCAGGACACUUACUCCACGGUGGUCAACAGGAUGGGAUAGAAGCACUUCAACUAUCGACUCCGGGUCUCUGCACGAAUGAAGGAAAACAAUCACAAAAGACACACAAGAGUAUCAGUCAUGAUCCGAGUAGCUUGCAGUGGCUUCUUCUGUUUUGAAUUUGAAGGGUCACCUUAACCAAAAGCCAACACAACAAAUUUUCUCUGUUUCCCUUUGACUUACAAGCAGGUAGAGUUCAGGCGGAAUUUGCAAUGAGAUUCAAAAGUUAAAGAUAUUUCAUUUAAAUAUUAUUUAGUAUUAUAGCAUGGUAUAUAGUAUUUAAAUACAUUUUUUGUGAAAAAAGUUAAAAUGACAGAUUUUAUCAAUGUAAAACCAUUUUCCAGUAUAUUUUGAGAAUUGCUCAGUAUAAAGGAGACAUUUGUGUCUAUCGUCAAGUGGUUGGGAAAUUGAGUUGGUGCUGAUUUUAAAUGAAUCAAUGAUGAUCUGCCUGAUUUCUAAUAAAAUGAUUAGCAUUGUGACGUGGUGAGUGCCUGAAAAGUAGCCUGCAAAAAGUGAGCAAAAAACCAAAUGUAACAUGAAACAUGUCCAACAGAAAGAAAGCGUUAGCACUGACAUUAACUUAAUGAACAUUACGAAUUUGUAUUUGUUGUCGUGAACUGUUAAUGCCAACUUAAGCCAUUAUAUAUACCCAUUUGCAAAGAUGCUACCAUGAAGCACGUAGAAUAUAUAAACUUAUCUAAAAUGACUGUUAGGGAUAUAUCAAACAACAAAAUAUUCAAACUGAUAUUGUAGACUAAAUAUCAUCUUUCAAUAUUGUGAGGCAUAAAAACAGGUGUCAGGCUAAUGAAUAAAUAAAGACGCUUUUAAGAAACCAAAUUUUUUUGCGCUUAUUGUACAGGUUAUUAGGUGUACACAGAAAUGCAGUACAGCACUGUGACUGCAAGUUUGCUUUCUUGUUGCCUGUAAUAUUCAUGUUUUGCUUUUAAAUAUACUGUUUUGCUACCGUCAUGAAGUUUUUAGUGUUAGUUAGUUGGUUAGUGGUAAGGGUGCACAGCGGCAAAUCAAUUUAUUACUGUAUUGACAUGGAAUUGGAUCACAUCAGUCUGUAGAAGUGUACCUGAUAAUGUGGAUAGCCAAAUAUAUGUGUUUAUGGGGUAUCUGAGUAUUUUGAUCUUUUAAUCUAAACAUUGGCAGAAAGUGCUGUAAUUUAGAGUGACAAAAUCAUAUCAAUUCAAAUAGAAUUACAUGUUUUGUACAUAUAUAAAUAGAGUAUAUGCAGCAUUUUAAGCUCUGACAUGUAAAGAGAGCAUCAGAUAUGUAACAUGCUGCAUGCACAGACCUUUGAGGCUUACUUCUUUGCUUCUUCUUUCAUUACAGUAUAAUGUGAUAACCUUUUUGUUACUGUAAUGGACAA